AUGCCUCUGAACAAUUUCCACGUUUGGUACGUAAACUCGAAAGAUCCCUGGCGAGAUUCGGUAUACAAUCUAGUAGUCGCCCAGAUGAGUGAAAAUCUGUUGGCUAAAUCUGCUCUACCUACUGAAACAGCACCGGAACCAGACUUGCGACCGAAGAUUUAUUCCGUUCUCCGCUGGGGCGAAGUGGAAAAGCGAAUGCAGAAGAUUCAUGGUGACAUAUAUCAACUGGUUUCACUGACGCGGGUGUCAGAAAUUUUAUCGAUGAACGAGUCGACGUACGUGAGCGACUUCAGCGCACAUGACAGCCGGAAAAUGAAAAGGAGACUCAAAGCACGUAGACAGAAGUCCGUAGGCAAGACGGAGGAGUCGACGAUGAGAUCGCAGAGCAGAGCAGAGGAUCCUUCUCCGAGUUCACCGACGAUCGUGAGCAGAGACACGAGUACCAUCGCUAAUUUUGAAUCGUUGAUCGAGGAACCCUUGAAGCCGCGAUGGAUUCUGCUGCCUACCGACAGUCAGAGAUUUAGGAUCCGCUUCCAGCCUGAGGAGACCGGCCACUACGAGGAGACCUACGCGCUGACUAUCUGGGAUGGCAAUAACACUACCUACGAAGUGAACGUCAGCGGCGUCGCGGAUAUACCUAGACUAGACAUGAACCCAGAAACGAUAUUUCCUAAAACUGCUGUCGCAAAGCUGACCGAGGCCGACAGUUCUUCGUACUUUUACGACAGACAAGUGUACGAUUUCGGGUCGUUAUUGAUUCUACGCAAAGACGUGAGGGCGCACUAUCGGGAGGCCAGGCUAAAGUUUUGCAACGUCUCCAAGGUGGAUGCGGAGGUUCGCUUCUGGCUCGGGGAAAACAGCACCGAGUGCUUUUCCAUCGAGCCCCAGGAGCUCUUUAUCGCUCCGGGUAACUGCGCGACGCUGAUCCUAUCGGCCGUUGCGAACAGGCUUGGAAUUAUCACUGGGAAAUUGUAUUUGUGCGUGAGAAAUAAUCCGAAGGUCGACGUGAUCGAACUGCAAUGCGAGGGCAGCAAGUUGGACAUCGAGCUGGAACCGAAAGAGUUCUCCUUCGACCGCGUUCUUCUCUAUAGAAUGGAAUAUCGAACGCUGACGAUUCGAAACAAAACCCCCGUGUCAUUUUAUUGGAGCUUCGAUCCCGAGGGAGAGGCCGACCGACAGAUAAUGUUCGCUCCAGCCUCCGGACUGAUCGAACUCCGCAGCGAGCAAAACGUCGACAUCAGUUAUCACGCUCUCACCGUCGGCACGACUAAACGAACGGAGGCGAGGUUCAAAGCGUUUCUGGACGAGGACGACCGAGACCCUGUCUUCACGGAUGUCGUGGUACUAUCCGGGGAGACGUACGACGUCGCGGUGGACAUUAAUAACGCGAAUCCCAUCGAUUUGAAAUAUAUAAAAGUGGACUUCCCGACGAGGGCGACGUUCACAAUGAGAAAUCGCGGCAGCUACGAGGUGAAAUAUGUAAUCACGAUGCAGGAUAAUAAGAAAUUGGCCACGUUGAAUCUGCCAGCGCAUUUCAAGAAGAAACUUGAAGUCCAUCCAGCCUCUGGGACCCUUCCACCGAGGAGGGAACAGAUUGUAGAUGUGAUACUGAAACCGAAGAUGGAGAUGACGUUGAAAGGGGCUCCGAUUUUGAAAUGCAAUUUAGUCGACACCCUUAAAGAGACAAUCGUGAUUGCAGAGAUACCACUUAACAUUUCCUUCGUUGCGUAUUACACUAGAUUCCGCGUGUACCCGUUUCCCGUAGUGAACUUCGGAACGCUGGCCGUGUGCAGCGAGAAGACUAUGUAUCUGAACAUUGAGAACACUGGCAAAUUCCCGUUGCAAUAUACCAUUCAGCUUCUGUACAAACAUCCAUCCGUGCUCUAUAUGAGCAAUAGACCGUUGGAUGAGGAUACCGUAAAAAAGAAUGAAUUGGAGAAACACGCGGAGAAGAAGUCGAAGAAAGGGAAGAAGAAAUCCGCCAGGAUGGAUCCGCAGAAGUUGACGCUGGGACCAAUGACGAUAUCAAAGACGGAGGGCGAGGUGGCCGUUGGUCAAACUGAUAGCAUCGACAUCACCUGUUACCCGGAAUUCGUGGGCUCGCAAGAAGAGCAGAUCAUCAUUGUGGUCGAGGACAGCGUGCCGGAAGAUAGGGAGGGGAAAACAAUAACGUUGUCAGUGAAUUCGUCGGUUCCCACGAUCGAUUUCCAUGACCUGGACUUGAUUUUCCAAGAGAAUCACGUGGUCGACCAGAUGCAAGACUUCGAUUGCCCCAAAGAUAUUGGACCACACACGGUGUUUGCCCGGCAAGAGAAGUGUCUCUAUUUCCGGUUCAUCAGCGUGCCUAGUACUCACGUAACGUGCUUCAGAUUGUACAACCAUGGCGUGGUCGCUGCGUCGGUAGAUAUACGGUUCAUACACGAAGCUCUAAUGCCGAGCACAGCGAAGACCAACACUUUUGUCAUAGACCCACUGAGAGAACAGAUACCUCCCAUGAGCCAUAAAGUGUUCACCGUGUCUUUUACUCCACAUAUCAUCGAAACGUUUCAUGGGGCGUUCGAAGUAUCCGUGAUUCUGCCCUCGCAUCUCGGACGGGACCACCUAUUCAUCAAACUAGUAGGAGAAUCUUGCGUGCCGCAAGUGACGAUCACGGAACCGGUCCACGGAGUACGAGAAUGGCCAACUUUGAACUUUCCCCGAACCCUGAUCGACGAGAGCAGCUUCCGAUGCUUCGUCAUGGAAAACGUCGGUUGCAUCAAAGCAAAGGUCAUCGUGGAAAUCGAGGAGGACCUGAGCAACGUGUUCGCUUUCAGCGCAUGCUUGGACACGCAGCCUCUGUUACAAGUUUGGGACGAAUACUGCGACGAACCGCACGACCGAUGCACCGUGGUUCGCUUGGCACCUGGGAACGUGGGUCGCUUCAAAGUAACUUUCUCACCGACACAAGUCGGAAAAGAUUACGGAAAGAUUCGACUACAAAUAGUAGACAAUCCAUACGAGAACUUGAUGAUCAAUCUUGAAGGAGAGUGCUACGUGGAACUGAUCGUUCUCAAAGGUUUACAGCUCGAUGACAGCAAACGGAAACUGUCGGCGAGACAAGAAACGCGUAAAUCGCGAAAAGCUAUGUCCAAGCAAACUUCUUUGGCUUCGGCUACGAGCAGUUCGAUGUAUCCGUUGUCUCUGACCUACGUCCUCGAUUACGAGCUCUGUUUCAUUGGGAAGAUGUACAAAAAGACGUUCAGUGUUAUCAAUAAAUCGACAGACCGGUGGUUCCGUUUUCAAUGGAGCGCGCACCCCCACGUUGUAUUCGAGCCAUCCAUUGGACACAUCAAGUACCUCACGUCCAAGGAGAACGUGGUCACCUUUCUGGCAGGAGAACCUACCAAUCACGAGAACACUCGAAUCGAAUGCCUGAUAUGUGAGAUCACUGUAGAAGAUCCAACGACUGACAUGGCUUGGGACGACAGGCAAACGGAAGUAAAGUGGGAGAAGAUACAUCCCGAUUUAAUGCACGAAAUAAGCGACGUGGAGCUGAUGAAGAAGAAGCUCAUAGCACCGACUAUCGAAGCCAAGCACGAAGUUAUUCCCGGAACGGGAAAGAGCAUUCAACUGCUGUUAUCCGCCACUGUCGCGUAUUCGGAAUACUUGUGUUCCGUCCAGGAGAUUUAUUUCAAAGACACCCUUAUGUUCCAAGUCAGAGAGUACAAGUUCACCCUGUCGAACCCGGGAAUCGUGAACACCGUCUACGCAUGGAAGGUGAACAUGGACGAACAGUAUCCGAAGAGGCAUAUCGGCGACGGUUCGAGCGCGAAUUCCAGGCCGAGAACCGCGGACGAUUACUCGUCCGUGCAGCAGUCGAGGUCGUCCAGAGGAAUUUUCUCCGCAAAAUCCGAGCCGCGUUAUAAAAAUGCCAAGGAGAAUGAGAAAAGCGUGGGUGACAGUACGAACGUCAUGUCGAGACAAUGCACGUCGUUCGCUUCCGAUAGUGUGGAUAUGAAAACAGCCUCGAGCACGAAGAUGUCGGAUCUUUUCAGCAGCACCGCCGGCAUGUCGGAAAGAACCACCGACAGCUGGCUGGAAGGCGACGAUCUGCCAUUCUCGAUUAGCCCCGAGAUAGGAAUUAUACCGCCCGGACAGUCCGUGGAAUCUACAUUGACGUUCUCACCGAAGGAUGUGUUCUAUUACAAGGCAUACCUCACGUGCAAGAUGGAUAAUCUCGACCCGAAACGAGCAACUCUGACGAUUCCCAUCAUGGCUAGAAGUUUGUUGCCCUAUUGUCACUUCGACGUGCAGGAGAGCGACUACGUAACAAGCGGGAGACGGGAUCCGACGCGACCCGGUCCCGUGGGUUACGAGAUAGACGAUCCCACAUUGUGGCAGAACAUCAGGGUAAUCGAAUUUAAAGUGGUCGGCGUUGGCAGGACUCACGUGAAAAGAUUCCAUCUUAUCAAUCCAACGGUGGAUGAUUAUCGCUUCUCGUGGAGGGACCGAACGCCCCGUAAGACCGACGAGAUAUCGAAUUUUCACUGCACGGUAUCGGAGGGCUUUGCUGAACGCGGGAAACGUACCGACUUGGCGUUCACGUUUUUGGCAGAAGACGUGGGCGUCUUCGAAUCCUUCUGGCUCUUCUCCAUCGAGAGAUACAAUCUCGAGUGCCUUUUCUUGGUCGCCGGCGUCGUGACCGAGCCCUCGGUGCACUGCCUCACGGUUCACGUGAAACUGAAGCCAACAAUCUUGGGAUUUAACGUGAAGGACUCGAUAAAACUGUUGAACAACGAGGACUGUCACUUAGAUUUUAAAAUAGUCGAGGAGUCGUUGUACUCCGAGGGUAAAUACCAAAAGCUGAGCGUCACCCCGAUGAGCGGAACUCUCGUUCCGAAGAGCGAGCUGUACCUCUGGGUCGAGUACCAUCCAACCCGGGUCGGCGAAUUCCACUUUUCCAUUCAGUGCGCCGUGAACCUGAUGAAAAGCCCGUUGACGAUCUUUGUGACCGCCUCCGUUUACGACAUCGUGUCCUCGGUCUCGUAUUGCAAGCCGAACGGCGAAGUCGUGCAAGCUUCCGAGGAUAAAGAAAACGUCAUCGACCUGGGCAGGAUAACUCUGGAAAUGCCUGUCGCGAUCAAGUUCGAGCUGACGAACACGGGCAAAGUGUCGUUCUAUUAUACGUGGGACCUGGGUAUGACACCGGAAAUGGAAUGCAAAAAUCUGUACUCUUUGACGAUGCCUCACAGACAGAGCCACUUGGCUAUCGGAGACCGUGCCGUUUGUUCUUUGACACUGACGGCACGUCAGAAAGUCGCUAUAAAAGAUCACUGCGUCCUCCUGCAGAUUUCCAAUGGUCCCGCUUACAAAUUCAUAUUAAAAGCUUGUUCCAAGAGGCCCGGCGUCGACUUCAGCUUUAAUCGCUACGACUUCGGACCUUGUUACGUUCAACAGAACAACGCUGUCUCCUAUUACACGGAUCUGUGUUUAACGAACACCGAGAACGUCCCGUUCGUGAUCGAAUGCGCUUUUGAAGAGCAGCCGCACUUGUCCGUCGACCUCAACUGCAUUUCCGAAGCUUUGGCUCCCCAUUCGACGAUCUCGAUACCUAUAGUUUUCCGACCAUUGAAAGAAACCAAGUAUCGCGACUGUCUGGUAUUCACGAUCAAUUCCACGAACGAGAAGAAAAUAAUGAUUACCGGCGAGGGUAUCGGCUACAGGAUUCUCUCCACUGUUGCUGUGUGCAUUUUGAAUCGUCUUCAGAUCCGUCUGGUGAAUCCUCAUGAGAAGUCGAUCGAUCUGGGCAGCGUGCCCCCCUCGAAGAGCGUGACGAAGAAGAUCCCAGUGGUGAACGAAGGCCUGGCGCCAGUCGAGCUCAAGUUCGAUCUAAUGAAGGACCUCAACGUCUACGAUGAAUAUCGGGAACGUGUCAUUUCCUGCGAAACGAAGCCGGAAGUGAUCGUCGAAAUGGAGAAAGCCUCCAUCAUGGAGACCAAACGUUCGUGGACCGUCGACUGCAAGCUCUACACCAGCGAGCCGACGCUCUCCGAAGUUCUGAAGAUCAAACCGUCGACCAGUAUCACUUUGAAACCGAACAGGAAAAUGAACGUGUUGGUCACGUUCAAGCCUACGUCGAGAAUGAAACCUUUCACGGCGAAAGUGGCUGCCCAAACGGCGUCCACGAUCCUACCGUUGUUCCUGUUACGAGGAAGCUGCGUCGGGGCCGAGUUCAGAUUGAACAGGGCUCACAUACCCUUCGGUACGAUCGUUCAGGGUUGCUCGGAGGAGACUAAAGUGAUUCUGAUGAACACCGGUGACCUGGGCUCGAGAUUUAAAUGGAACACGUCGAAAUUGCCGGGUGAUUUUCAAAUAACUCCCAUGUCUGGCUACUGCUCCGCUGGAAUGGACGUCGGUUUCGUAGUGAAAUUCCAGCCAGUAGAACAGCGGGGCUUAAUUGAGGGUGAGGCGACGAUAGAAAUUGAGAAAUACGAAACGUUGAAAGUGAAGAUUACUGGGGCGUGCAGUAAGCUGCCUCAGCCGAUCGAAACCAUCCGGUUUGAGUGUCUGGUCCGAGAGAAACAUACGCGAUCGGUGGUAGUAAUGAACGAUUCUAAUCUACCAUGGAAGCUGAAACCCCAAGUAACCGGCGAUUACUUCUCCGUCGACGAGAUUCUACAGAUACCCCCGCAGCAAUACGCUCCUUGCAACGUUACUUAUUCGCCCCUCGUUAUGAACACAGAAAACUCUCUGCACACGGGAUUCUUGGUAUUAAAAUCUUUGGACGACAAUCUGUAUUUACUGUAUUUACUAAGUGGUAGAAGCCUGCCUCCGCAGGUCGUAGCUAAAAUUGUUCGCCAAAUCCCAGCGAAAACGAAGUACACGGAGCUGCUGCCAGUUCGUAAUUGGUUGGACACUCAGCAACGAUUCCAUUGCGAGAUACAGUUAUUGAAAGAAGACGAUGACGAAGAGAUUCCCCUGCACAGUUUCGUGGGCAACGAAAGAAUCGACGUACCAGCGAACAGCCAGCGAGACUAUCGCGCAGUGUUCCACUGCUACAAAGAGUGGAACGUCUGUUUCAGGGUGACGUUCUCGAACGAAGAGAAGGAAUAUCAAUUCUACGAGAUAGAGUACGAAGUGACCGAACCUGAAGUGAUCGAAUCGAUCAAAUUGACGACUCCAGCUCGAUCUCAAAUCUGUUAUUCCCUGAAACUGGAGAACCCGCUAGAAGAGCAACCAGUCGUCUACACGCUAGAUUGCGAUUACCCAUUCAUCACGAUUGACCGCAAACAAACAAAACCCAUCCCACCAUUGUCACAACUAUUUGUCGCUAUAGACUACAAUUCACCGCUACCAGCCGAAGAAUCUGUAAUGUUGAACGUCUUUAACGAGAUAUUAGGAGUCUUCCCAUACGAAUUACGAUUGAAAGCCACCCCCGCCCCUCCAGAGAAGGUGACUCGUGUCAGUACGACGUUAGGGAGUUCACACGCUUUCAGUCUUUCAAUCAAAAACCUCAUUGAUAGUAACACGAAAUUCAUGAUCGAGUUGGACAGCGACUCUUUCAUGUGUCCAAAGAGCGUUCAAGUGAAAGGGUUGAGCGACGGGAUAAUCGAAGUAGUCUACGAACCGUGUGACGUAGAAAAUGUUACUGCAACGUUGGUAGCAACGUCGAAGGUUGCUGGACAGUUCAUAUUCCCACUGAUAGGCUCCUGCAGUCUACCGAGACCCAUGGGUCCAUACGUGGUUACUCGAACUUCUUCCACGGUGAUACAAUUUAAGAACGUAUUCAGAGAAGGAAAAACUUUUGACUUCGUCGUGGACGUUCCGGCAUAUUUCACGGUGACCACUCCGACGCCAACGUUAGAAUCUAAACAAAGCAUCGAUGUCGAAAUCGAUAUUCGAGAGGACGAAAUGGACGGUGAAGAAUCCAUGGACGAAAAGUAUCCCGUUACUGGCAAACUAAUAAUCUACUGCACCGAUCCUGUAUUUUCCCACAUAAAAUGGAUAUACUACUUGAGAGGAGUUUUCGAUGAAACGUAAAUCAAUUUUUCUAGCCUUUAGAUAUUGCAACUGUGAAUGUAAUAAAUAUAU
Molecule: messenger RNA, 8070 nt
Organism: Ceratina calcarata
Lineage: Eukaryota; Metazoa; Arthropoda; Insecta; Hymenoptera; Apidae
Product: hydrocephalus-inducing protein
Exons: 36
Coding region: 1-8019 (2672 amino acids)
Biological process (GO): cilium movement; axonemal central apparatus assembly
Cellular component (GO): axoneme
Source: RefSeq, a predicted model, not a curated record